GCCGCCACCGCCACCGCCGGCACGAGCCGCCAGCGGAGCGGAGAAGAUGUGGAAUUAUCUUUCUUCCUUGACGUUCGGUACCACUGUCCCUAUCGAGAUUUUAAAGGUCGUGGCAACUGGCACCAUCUGGACUGCUUAUUUUAGUGUAUUAGGUCGAACUAUACUUGGACACGGAUGGUACAAAGUUGCUGUUGUUAUUGGGAUCGGAUGCAUAUGGCUCGUGGCAGCUUAUUUUAUUUGUUAUCGAUUUUGUCAAAUGAUCUACCAGCACUACCACCAGCCGCCUCCGAGGACGACGCAACAUGAGCAGCAGAUAACGCCAGUGAUAGUGCAGUAUCAGCAGCGGAGCGAAGACCAUCUGCUGCGGAUUAUGGAGCGGAACGAUGACCAUCUGCUGCGGAUUAUGGAGCGGAUCACCGAGGGUUUGCUGCGGAUAGUUCAGCGGAUCAUUAUGCAUCAGCAGCGGAGGAGGAGGCGGAGGCGGAGGCGGUCGAUGAUGCAGCGGAGGCGGCAGGAUGAGAUGAUGCACUAUCAGCGGCGGUUGCGGCUCUUUCCGACCUCCCGCCUACUGCUGUCUGUCGCCGUCGUCUUCAGCCUGCAACUCCAUCCGCCGCCUGUCUCCUGCACGCAGCACCCUGACUUUAUUUAUUUUUGGUUGUGUAUAUAUAUUUGUGAAUAGAAGUAAUCAAAUUUACUAGUAUAAAAUUAAUUUAUGGCUAA
Messenger RNA from Andrographis paniculata, 720 nucleotides. RefSeq lists its product as uncharacterized. The transcript is spliced from 3 exons. Bases 47 to 679 code for a protein of 210 amino acids. The record is from RefSeq and is a predicted model, not a curated record. Lineage: Eukaryota; Viridiplantae; Streptophyta; Magnoliopsida; Lamiales; Acanthaceae.